Haemonchus placei is the source of this 612-nucleotide messenger RNA. The record is from the annotation of a GenBank genome assembly. NCBI's taxonomy places the organism in Eukaryota, Metazoa, Nematoda, Chromadorea, Rhabditida, Trichostrongylidae.
AUGUCGUUGGUCGGUGUUUCAACAUCGACUUUAACGGAAUUCGAACAGCAGUAUUCUCUCCAAACAGCUGAGGUGACGUCAACCAUUGCUCGUCUCCCGUCGUUACCAGUAUCAGAACGACCGGCCAGUGUGCAAGCUGUCCAACGCAUUCUGACAGAUGUGGCCGAACUACUUGAGCAGAUGGAGCUCGCCGUGCGAGACUUAGCAGCUGGCAGUGCCGAGAGGACCAAAUACGAGCUACGAGUUAAAAGCUAUCGUAAUGAUAAACGCUUGUUGGACAGUGAACUUGAGAAGGCUAUUAAGCGUCUGCGUGAGGCCGCAGAUAGAGAUGAACUACUCGCUUAUGAUGAGGCAGUGGAAAUGGAUCAGCAGGAAGAGCAAUUGAUAGCAAACACUGAGCGAUUAGAAAGAUCAUCGAGAAAAAUCCAGAACGCAUAUCGCAUGGCUGUCGAAACUGAACAGAUUGGAACAGAAGUGCUGGGAAAUUUGUCGCAACAAAGAGAAACGAUUAGUAGAGCUCGAGAAAGAAUGCGUGAAGCUGAUGUAGAAUUAGGAAGGAGCAAUCGUUUGCUGAACACAAUGAUUCGAAGGUACGACCGUUCUGGAUAUUGA